Molecule: messenger RNA, 2592 nt
Organism: Phymastichus coffea
Lineage: Eukaryota; Metazoa; Arthropoda; Insecta; Hymenoptera; Eulophidae
Exons: 1
Coding region: 1-2592 (863 amino acids)
Source: RefSeq, a predicted model, not a curated record
AUGAAUAUUUUGUGUAAACAUUGUAAUGCUAAACAUUUCAAAGAUGAAAAAGUUUCUAAUCAAGGUUUAUCUUUCAAUGACUGUUGUGGUCAUGGAUCUGUGAAAUUGGAUUCAUUACCAGACCUUCCACCUGAACUUUUAAAAUUAUUUGAUGGAACACAUGAGAAGUCGCCAAUUUUCUUUGAACGUAUUCGUAAUUAUAACAAUUCACUGUCCUUUGCUUCAUUUAAUGCUAAUUUGGUUAAUUUUCAAACACGUCGACCUGGUCCAUUCUGUUUUAAAAUUCAAGGUCAAAUAUAUUGUCAAAUAAAUACAGCCCUGUACCCUAGCGAAGACGAAAGUCCCUCAUAUGGACAACUAUUUAUAAUUGAUCAGCAUGAAGCUUUAAAUUAUCGAGUGCAACAGAAUCCCAUAAUAGAUUAUGAAUUAAUAACAAUUUUGGAUAGCAUAAUUCGUAACGAUAACAUUUUUGCUAAAUCUUAUGCAAUGAUGAAAGACGAAAUACAUCUACAGGAACUGACAGCACAAUUACAUAAUCAAUCACCACAAAGUGAAUUACAGUUGAUUUUUUCAUUAAAACCUGGGCAAGACAAUCGGCGAUAUAAUUUUCAACAAGUAAACGAAGUUGCUGCAAUAUUUUCAACAACUGCUGAUGGAGAAAUACCAGAAUUUAACGUAACAAUUAGAAAUAAAAACACAAAAACAUUGCAAUGUAUUAGUACUAUGAAUCAAAAUGUGAAACCAUGGAUUUAUCCUUUAUUUUAUCCGUAUGGUACGCGUGGUUGGCAUCAAAAUAUAAUGCGCACAUAUGAAGAUCCAAAUAAAAACCGUCGUGUUACACGUUUGGAUUACACAAAAAAUCGAAUAGCUCUUAGAGAAGAUGAAUUUAAUCCUAUUAUAAGAGGGCGUCGACUCUUUCAACAAUGGGUAGUAGAUAGCUAUGUAAAAAUUGAAAAAGACAGAAUUGAAUAUAAUAAGAGUCAUCAAAAAGAAAUACGAGCUGAUACUUAUAAAGGUUUGCAUGAUCGCAUGAUAAAUUGUGCUAAUGACGUAAAUGGUCAUGUAGGUAAAACUGUCACUCUUCCUUCAUCGUUUAUUGGGUCACCUCGACAUAUGCAACAAUUUUACCAAGAUGCAAUGGCUAUUGUUAAUGAGACAGGAAAACCUGAUAUCUUUUUAACAAUGACAUAUAAUCCAAAUUGGCUAGAAAUAUCAGAAAAUUUGUUGCCAAGACAACAAGCCGCUGAUAGACCAGACUUAGUAGCAAGAGUUUUUGAUCUAAAAAAAGAUCGCUUGCUUGAUAUUGUUAUAAAGAAAAAUUAUUUUGGGAAAGUUGCAUCUUACGUUUAUGUCAUCGAAUUUCAAAAAAGAGGAUUACCACAUAUGCAUUUAUUAAUAACACUAGAACAAGGCUACAAAAUUACUACUGCUGAUGUAGUCGAUAAAUUUAUAUCAGCUGAAAUACCUGUAAAAAUAACAAAUCCGCCCCUGUUUGAUAUUGUUAUAAAAAAUAUGAUUCAUGGUCCAUGCGGUGACUGGUGCAUGAAAGAUGACAAAUGCUCAAAAAAAUUUCCAAAACCAUUCCAACGAGAAACUACAAUGGAUGAAAAUGGCUAUCCGCAUUAUCGCCGAAGCUGUACUGGUGAAGAUUACGAAUUACCUAAUGGACGUAAAAUUAAUAAUAGCUGGGUUGUUCCACAUUGUGCGGAACUAUUACUAAUUUUAGACUGUCGUAUAAACGUAGAAAUCGUAUCAAGUAUUACAGCUGUUAAAUAUUUAUAUAAAUAUAUUUAUAAAGGGCACGAUGCUGCCACAGUUGUAAUUGGCCAACCAGAUAAUACUAACAUUAUUGAACAUGACGAAGGUCGUAAUUUCAUUGAAACACGUUAUGUCGGUCCACUGGAAGCAUGUUAUCGAAUUUUCAGUAAAGCAUUACAAGAUAAAAGUCACGCUGUUAUAAGAUUACCAAUACAUCUACCGAACGAACAAACAGUAAUAUUUACAGAGAACGAAAAUCAAGAUGCAAUGUUAGCAACUUUAAAUAAUUCAAGUAGUAUGUUACUUGAUUACUUUACUUUGAACAGAACUGACGCGAAAGCAAGGCAAUAUUAUUAUUCAGAAAUUCCUAAACAUUUUACCUAUACUAAAAAAAAAGUUAAUGAUCUAUCUAUUUCUUCUUGGGGAACCAGAAAAAAUCGUUUCAAUACUAUAGGUCGUAUGUACUCCAUAAGUCCUGCACAAAUUAAAUUGUUUCAUUUAAGAUUAUUGUUACUGCAUGUAAAGAAUGCUACUUGCUACAACGAUUUAAAAACAGUGGAUAAUGUAUUAUAUUCUUCGUUCGCGGCAGCCUGUUUAGCAUUGGGAAUUAUUGAAGAUGACGAUGAAUGGAACAAAGCCAUGAAAGAAGCAGUGACGUGGAUGAUGCCUCAACGACUAAGACAUUUAUUUGUUCGAAUACUAAUUUACUGUCAACCUAUUUAUCCUGAAAAAUUAUGGGAAACGUUCAAAAACUCAAUGUCUGAAGACUUUACACGUAAUAAUGAUUUACAAAUGAGCUAUCAAAUGGCUUAUUCUGAAAUAAAAAUCUUCUGA